Clupea harengus (Atlantic herring) is the source of this 975-nucleotide messenger RNA. RefSeq names its product dorsal root ganglia homeobox (gene drgx). Gene Ontology annotation, biological process: regulation of transcription by RNA polymerase II. NCBI's taxonomy places the organism in Eukaryota, Metazoa, Chordata, Actinopteri, Clupeiformes, Clupeidae. Gene Ontology annotation, molecular function: DNA-binding transcription factor activity, RNA polymerase II-specific; RNA polymerase II transcription regulatory region sequence-specific DNA binding. The record is from RefSeq and is a predicted model, not a curated record.
AUGUUCUACUUCCACUGUCCACCCCAACUGGACUCGACCACCCUGAACUCCGGUGGAUUCGGGUCGCAUGGAGGCGGGGAUUUCGAUGAUGGUUUUCUGAGACGCAAACAACGGAGAAACCGGACAACAUUCACCUUACAACAGCUCGAGGCCUUGGAAGCUGUCUUCUCUCAGACGCACUACCCGGACGUGUUCACGCGCGAGGAGCUGGCCAUGAAAAUCAACCUCACGGAGGCCCGUGUCCAGGUGUGGUUCCAGAACAGACGGGCAAAGUGGAGGAAGACAGAACGUGGAAGUUCCGACCUUGACGGGAGCAAGGAUCCGCUGGGAGACGGAACCGCCCCGCCGCGGAACCUCAACCAAUCACCAGUGGAACCAAAUCGGAAUAAAAAGGAACCUCUAGAGAUGCAGCAGAGUCUGAACCGGGCGGUGGGGGCAGGUGGUGCCUUCUUCCCCUCCUGUCUUCCAGGAACCCUGUUGAACACGGCCACCUACGCACAAGCUCUGUCUCAGGUCGCUACACUUAAAGGAGGGCCUCUCUGCUCCUGCUGCGUUCCUGACCCCAUGGGCCUGUCCUUCCUGCCGCCAUACGGUUGCCAGAGCAACCGCACAGCUAGCGUGGCGGCGCUGCGCAUGAAGGCCCGUGAACAUUCCGAGGCCGUCCUGCAGUCUGCCAACCUCCUCAGCGCCAGUGCCAUCGCCAGCAGCAGCGCCAACAUCGCAGCCCACGCCUUGCUCAGCGACCCCGCCCCCCCAAAACCACCCGCAACCGGACCCCACACCCCAGAGAAGCCCCCCCUCGACCCUAAGGAGGGCAUGGAGAAGAAACGAGAGGGGCAGUUCAGCUCCAGCAGGAUUUAAGGACGACUCAAACCCACACCACACACUCCACACACACACACACACACCUCUCAUGGAUAUUAAACCAACAUGAAUUAGACCAAUCUGAUUGUUUGUAUAUACAGCUGUUUUACC